This is a messenger RNA of Anguilla rostrata (American eel), 5169 nucleotides long. RefSeq names its product lin-7 homolog C (C. elegans) (gene lin7c). The record is from RefSeq and is a predicted model, not a curated record. Gene Ontology annotation, cellular component: synapse; cell-cell junction; MPP7-DLG1-LIN7 complex. Gene Ontology annotation, molecular function: L27 domain binding. Bases 174 to 779 code for a protein of 201 amino acids. Gene Ontology annotation, biological process: maintenance of epithelial cell apical/basal polarity; neurotransmitter secretion; protein localization to basolateral plasma membrane. NCBI's taxonomy places the organism in Eukaryota, Metazoa, Chordata, Actinopteri, Anguilliformes, Anguillidae. The transcript has 5 exons.
UGGAGACAGGGUGGAUUUCACUAGAAAAAGAUUUCUGGUUAGAGCCUUUCCCAGGGGAGUACGCCAUAGAAACAAAAUAGCCUAUUUUUGGUUGGAGACAGGGUGGAUUGCUGUAGAAAAACACUUCUGUUUUGAGUCUUCCCCAGGCGGAGACAGUGGACAUUACGGUGAAAAUGGCUUCGUUGGCUGAACCUGUCAGACUGGAAAGAGACAUCUCUCGGGCCAUCGAGCUGUUAGACAAGUUACAGAGGACUGGUGAGGUUCCACCCCAGAAACUCCAGGCACUGCAGAGGGUCCUCCAGAGUGAAUUCUGCAAUGCUGUGCGAGAGGUGUACGAACAUGUGUAUGAGACGGUGGACAUUAAUAGCAGCCCGGAGGUCAGAGCCAAUGCUACUGCUAAGGCCACAGUGGCAGCGUUCGCAGCGAGCGAGGGGCACUCCCACCCCCGGGUCGUGGAACUUCCCAAGACCGAGGAGGGCCUGGGCUUCAACAUCAUGGGGGGGAAGGAGCAGAACUCCCCCAUCUACAUUUCCCGCAUAAUACCUGGCGGGAUUGCGGAUCGGCAUGGUGGCUUGAAGAGGGGGGACCAGCUACUGUCCGUCAACGGAGUGAGCGUGGAAGGCGAGCAUCACGAGAAGGCUGUGGAGCUCCUGAAGGCCGCGCAGGGCACGGUCAAGCUGGUGGUGAGGUACACCCCCAAGGUGCUGGAGGAGAUGGAGUCUCGCUUCGAGAAGAUGAGGUCCGCCAAACGCCGACAGCAGAAUAGCUAUCCCCAGUAGCGUCCUCGCCCCGGUCGCCGGAUUCCUCGCACCCCCCUCCCCCCCCCCGCCUUUUCCCCUUGCCUUCCUCCUCAGGCUGUCUCUCUGUUCCUCCACCCACUCUGCCUCUACUUCACUCUUCUUUGUCCCCUCUUCAACACUUUGGCAUGUUAUUCAACUGUCGCAACACUUAACAAUUUUUCUAAUGUACCCACUAAUGUACCCUCUUACCUUCACAUAUUAUGUGCAUUGAUGCCAAUGCCUCUGCCUUGGAAUAUGUACUUGGGAAUUUAAAGAGAAUUUUGCUGAUAACUGUUUCUUGGAAUUAUAUGAAUCUUCAGAAUGAGUUUUAAAUUAAGGCUCAGUACCACAUUUGCUGGAUACCUAAGGGGAAAAGGGGUUUUUAAUCAAUGUAUUUAACUUUGUUCUGGAAUGUAUUCGAACAACAAUAACUAAAAAGGAAGCUCAGAUUUAGCACUUUUUACAACCUAAGUAAAAAUAAAAAUAGUCAGAGCAUAUGAAUAGUUCACCUGGCAGCAAACAGAAUUUCACUGAAUGUUACUAGGGAAAUGAAGAUUGAUCUGAAUUUUUAUCUGUUUUUUCAAAUCUUUUUUAUGAUUAUUGUGCUUUUUAACCUUGGAGAUUGCAACUGUCCCUUUCUGGAUACAUGUUGAGAAGGGUGAGAUAGGCCUGUACAGUUUCUGUUGUAAUCAUACGCUGUAGAAUGUCUUCAUGGUCUAUUUUAUUUUCCACAUAAAUGCAUAAUCUGUUGUGUUUUUGGUGCUUCAUUUCCAUAUCCACUACUAUAGGCGUUUCUUAAUUCUAAAAAAAUGACACUAAAAGGAGCACACAAAAUGGAUGCUAUUAGCUAAUUGAUUCGAUCAAACGACUAAGGAUGUAGGACAAAACGUCUGCUUUAUCAGGGCCAUUUUUCUGAGAAGGAACUGGCAAUUAUACUGUGCUUCAGCAAUACUGUGCAGAGGUUCAAUGGAAAAAUGGACUGACAUUUCAGACCGGUACGAUUCCUAUAAGAUGGUUUCAUCACUUUGUUUAAUUAAACACUAUGAGCGUUUGCAUGCAUUGUAAAUCCAGUGAAUCUGCUGGAAGAGAGGAAUGAAUUGGUGUAGGAAAAAUAAAUGUAAUCAACAUCUGAGUUUAGGAACUAGUGCAAAAGCAGGAGGGACUUGGUGAAACUCAUGUCAUGUUAUGAACUGCCAUCCCAACAAAUCUGCAUUUAAAGAGAAUGAAGAACUCGUAAAUGCAGCACAGUUUUGCGAGAUGAAAAUUACAAGAUAUUACUGAGUUCCUGCUGUCAACCAGUCACAGCUUCUAUUGCGUGUAAAGCAUUUACCAGUUUUCUUUUGUAAGUUUAAACUAAAACUAGAUAUCCGUUUGGAGAUAUUGAAUCUGAUUUAAAUUACCAGAUAGUCACCCUGGUAAUCUGGUAAUUUAAAGUUAAACGGCUGAUUAUUUAUCAAAUGAUAUAUUUUGUUCUGUCCAUGUAUUUAAAUGUGGUGUUAAAGUACAGUUUUUUUGGCUGAGGACUAGUGCAGAUAUGAAGUUCAGGUUGCAUGUUUUUUUAAACCGCAUCUGACAAAAAAUGAUGCUGUUCUGUUGCAAAAAACAAAAAACCAAGACAAUUAUCAAAACACUAAUGAUAAGAUAUCAAUGAUGUUUUAUAAGACUUUGUAAAACAAAAGCCCUUUAUUAAGCUUGUGCUGCUAUAUAUAUAUAUAUAUAUAUAUAUAUAUAGUACCUGCUUCAAGAUUUGAACAAUGUUGUGGAGCGCGUUUUCCCAGGUUGAUUGGAAGAGAGAGCAGUGAUGGUUAGGGAACUGGGCUUGCCACUCAAAGGUUUGGGUUUGAUUCCCGGCUAGGCGCUGCCGGUAUAACCUUAACCCUCCUGUUCUGUUCAUUUUUUAGGUACAGCAAAAAUGUUCCCGGGUCAAUCCCCAUACAGGGGGGGUUUGCAAAUACAUGAAAUGAACCAUUUUCAUUUAAAAUGUUGAUUACACUAAUUAAGGCCAGUAGAAGAAGUUUCAUACUGAAAAAAUAAUUUUAAGUAUUUUUCCUAGAUUUUCAAACUUUAAAAAGGGUUAAUUUGACCCGCAACAUAACAGGAGGGUUAAGCAAGAUGCUUAACAUAAAUUGGUUCGGUAAAAUAUCUGGCUGUAUGUAACAAAUGCUAUCUGUUUAAUUCGCUCUGGAUAAGAGUGUCUGUUAAAUGACUAAAUGUAAUGCACUCGGUUAACUGAACGUACAUGCUUGGAUUUAUGUAUCGUUGGUCUAAUUUGUUACUCACUCUUUACACAUCAGAAGCGUGUGCUUUUCCUUUGACCAAUUAAUGCACAGGACUCUAUUGAUCAAGAUAAAAUGAUGAUCACAACCAUAAAAUCAUGACUGUUGAAAUUUAUAUUUAUUUACAGGAGAACUGAAAUAAGUGUGCCAUCUUUAAUCCAUCAUUUUUGAAUAAAGGAAUUGCCUCCAAGUCUGGUUUGAAGAACGGGUUACUUCAGAAAUGUUAUGAGGCAUCCGAUGUUUUAUGGCUAGCUACAUGUGCCGAGUGGCAUUAAACAAUUUGAAUGACCUUGUAGCUUGUGUCGUUAGUGCUCAAAUUAGAGGUCUGUAGCCUGACCUGAACCCAACCUUGCCGGGAGGUAUUCUGUGAUUUUCGGGUAUUGGUCUUUUUUUUCUUCUUCUUUUUUUUUCAAGCUCUGUGACAUCAGGUCAGGUACAGGCCAAAUGCUGUCAACUCAUAAUUUUACAAAUAGUUGUGUAAGCCAGCUGUUAACAACAAUUGACAAGAAUGGCACAGAGCUGACUAGCCUGUUCUGGUCAUUUCAAACAUUAAACUAAAAAUGAUUCCCAUUUUGCGAACCUACUUCAUGCAAACACAUACUGAAAAAAAUAAAAAGUUUCUUCUGUUGCAGAGGUGCAAGUGAGAAACAUAAUGUCACAUUAACAGAAGGAGAAAUGUUUAAAUAAGAAGCGUGAAAGCUCAUGUACAGCAGUUUUAAAUAGGUUAGUUGAGCAUAAUGUUAAAAACUGUAGAAUGGUAGAAGCUUUUAUUUGCGCGAUUGUUGUCAAUUGUUGUUAACAGUUGGUGGAAGUGUUACAGUUAACAGCUGGUGGAAGUGUUACUGUCCCCCAUCUCUGAUCCGCGAUCGCAAACAACUUCGUUAGCAGCUUUCCUGUGGGAAACACUGCAUUAUUUUUGAUUGUGAUGUAUGGAGUUGUUGGCUUAUUUCAGCGAUCGGUCUCUAUUGGGUUCCGGCUUCGAAUUUGGUUAGAGCUUAUCUGGCUGGUUCGGUUUGAGCUGUAAAGACGUAGGCAGGCUUGGCCCUUAUUUCUAGCCUGAUACAGACCUCUAGCUCAAAUCAUUCAAAAUCUAUGUUUAGUCUGUUUUCACGUUUCCUUUGGGCCCAUUUUGUGUUGUUUUUAGCGGGAGAGAGAAAAUGCUGACUGGAAGCUAUAGCCAUCUUUCUUUAGGGUAAAAGAAUAGGAAAUUAUUAGGAAGGGAUCAGACGGACUAGCCAGUGUGUUGGUGUGUGUAGCUUUCUAAAUGUGUCAAGUGGAAAUUCUGUUAGAUACUGUAUAUAAAAAAAUAAUUGCAUUAUAUGUACUGCCUUUUGAAAUGUUUUUACAACUAGACAAUGAACUUAAAAAAAAAAAAAAAAAAACUUUUGUCCUUGCCUGGAAUGUUUUUUGACAUAUAAUGUUGAGCUGUUAUUAAUUAAAGAAAUUAAUCUCUUAACUGAACAAUCCUAUGCAAGAAAUAUCACAUUAGAAUGAACAACAGUUUUUUAUGUAGAUUUCAUUCAUUCUGACUAUUGUGUCGCCUCAGCUUUCUCGGAAAUGAGCACAGAAAAUUAAGCAAUGCAGGACAUCUAUUUUUACUCUGAAAGGCAGGUGUUUUAAUGUCUGGCAAGUUCAAAAAAGCCAGUCUGGAUUUUUCCCUCAUGUUCAUAAAACAUUUAGUAAUGUUCUAAAUUUAACAUGUCCCAUAAAUCUUUCACAGUGCUCACUUAAAAGUAUACUUGGGUUGUUUUUUUUUUUUUUUUUUGCAAGAAGCCUCUUUUUUUCUUUUCUUUUUUCUUACAAAAAAUGCAGUGAACUAAAAAUGUCUUUCUUUUGAUGAAUUUAGGACUGACAUGUUAAGAAGCAUUGCUUUUUUGAGACUUGGCAAAUCCAUAUGAUCGUUAUGGCCUUCACAGAACAGGUAGUCUGAUGGGCUUUCUUCUAAUGUCACACAAAAGAGCAAUAAAGGUUGGGCUUUCUUUUGUUGUACAACCUUUUGUUUUUAUAAUCUCUUUUUGAUAACUGGUUUUUGUGGGAAAUUUUCAAACAUUGUAUGUAUUUCUGUCCUCAAUGCAUUAUCCAUUUCGAGUAACAAGACCAAACUUUAAAUGAUG